This is a messenger RNA of Saccoglossus kowalevskii, 1305 nucleotides long. RefSeq names its product tripartite motif-containing protein 2-like. The record is from RefSeq and is a predicted model, not a curated record. Lineage: Eukaryota; Metazoa; Hemichordata; Enteropneusta; Harrimaniidae.
AUGUCAUCGAAAUACGUGGGGUUUCUGUUAUGCUCGAAAUGUGGCUAUCAGUACAACAAACCAAAAAUUCUACCCUGUUCGCAUACGUUCUGUGAAGUGUGUAUACCGAAUGAUGAUGGAUGUACCACAUGCAUUAUAUGUUCCCGGAAGCAUAUGAUACCAAAUGGGGGUGUUGGGAAUUUUCCUGCCAACAUUCUUAUCAUGGAUCUUGUGGAUUUCUACCUAAAUGAGCCUGAGUUUCUCUGUCGUAGCUGCGCAAACGACAGAUCACAGCAAUAUUGUAAAUCUUGUUUUUUACUAUAUUGUAGCAGCUGCGCGGACAUUCACGACAAACUACCAGUCACCAGCCGACAUACGUCAGUCUCAUUACAUGAUUUCCGUCAGAGUGAAUUUCUCAAAACACCCUUUGAUCGAACGAUGUCAUGCCCCCAUCACUUCGGCAACGAACUCGAAUUAUAUUGCAAAGAGUGUGACACACCUAUAUGUAAGAAAUGUACUGAGUCCAACCACUAUGGACCAUCACACACAAAUGAACCCAUAAACAAAUUUGUCACCGAAAAGAAAGCUGUGCUCGAAGAAGCAUACACAAAAGGGUGUGCACUUAACUUACAGCUCCAGUCUAUGAAAUCGAUUGUGGAUACGGAAAAGAAAGUCAAUGAUAACCUAUCAAAAACAAUGAACAAAACAGUUGGCGAGCAAGCUAAAGAUAAACUUAACCGGCUAGAAUGCAUGAUUGGGGACAUAAAUAAGGAAAAAUCGCUAAUGCUGAAACAAGUGGAUAAUACACACGCUAAGAAAAGGGAGGAGAUUGAUAAGCAAAUUUCUCGAUUAAAACCAGAGCACGAUAAGAUAAGGAAAUUUAAAGAUGCCGCAUGUCUGCUGCAAGAAAUUGAAAAUGAUAUUGGAUUCCUGUGUUUAGUCAACCAAGAGAUGUUUGAAGCAAACACAAUUUUGAAAAACGAUUUAACCCAUAAGAAAGUGGGUACAAUGGAGUUUGUUGAAAAUAAAGAACGUUUUCGAUUCUUAGAGACCCUUGGUUUCAUUGCAGCAUCAGAGCCUAUCAGUGCACAAGUCUCUGACCCGAAAAAUAUGGAGUCACCAACGCUCACCAUGCUGCACAGACAUGGAGUGAAGGGAUCUAUGGACAGAGAAUUCAACAGCCCUGCUGGUCUCACAACCACUUCCAGAGAUGACAUCAUUGUUGCUGACAGCAAUAAUGAACGACUACAAGUGCUGAAUCGGAAUGGUAAAUUUCUUCACCGGCUUACAGCAGACAACUUUCCAAAUUUUCUCCACAUCAUAUGA